Budorcas taxicolor (takin) is the source of this 2157-nucleotide messenger RNA. It is a transcript of the gene SLC5A3, whose product is annotated as solute carrier family 5 member 3. The transcript has a single exon. The record is from RefSeq and is a predicted model, not a curated record. Gene Ontology annotation, molecular function: D-glucose:sodium symporter activity. Bases 1 to 2157 code for a protein of 718 amino acids. Gene Ontology annotation, cellular component: plasma membrane. Gene Ontology annotation, biological process: myo-inositol transport; inositol metabolic process; transmembrane transport. Lineage: Eukaryota; Metazoa; Chordata; Mammalia; Artiodactyla; Bovidae.
AUGAGGGCUGUCCUGGAGACAGCAGACAUUGCCAUAGUGGCCCUGUAUUUUAUCCUGGUCAUGUGCAUUGGGUUUUUUGCCAUGUGGAAAUCUAAUAGGAGCACCGUGAGUGGAUACUUCUUGGCGGGGCGCUCUAUGACCUGGGUAGCAAUUGGUGCCUCUCUGUUUGUGAGCAAUAUUGGGAGUGAGCACUUCAUUGGGCUGGCAGGAUCUGGAGCGGCAAGUGGAUUUGCAGUGGGCGCAUGGGAGUUCAAUGCCUUGCUGCUUUUGCAACUUCUGGGAUGGGUUUUCAUCCCGAUUUACAUCCGGUCGGGGGUAUACACCAUGCCUGAAUACUUGUCCAAGCGAUUUGGUGGCCAUAGGAUUCAGGUCUAUUUCGCAGCACUGUCUCUGAUUCUCUAUAUCUUCACCAAGCUCUCAGUGGAUCUGUAUUCGGGUGCCCUCUUUAUCCAGGAGUCUUUGGGUUGGAACCUCUAUGUGUCUGUCAUCCUGCUCAUUGGCAUGACCGCUUUGCUGACCGUCACCGGAGGCCUUGUCGCAGUAAUCUACACAGACACCUUGCAGGCUCUGCUCAUGAUCGUUGGGGCACUCACACUUAUGGUGAUUAGCAUGAUGGAGAUUGGUGGGUUUGAGGAAGUUAAGAGAAGGUACAUGUUGGCCUCACCCAAUGUCACUUCCAUCCUGCUGACGUACAACCUUUCGAACACAAAUUCUUGUAAUGUCCACCCCAAGAAAGACGCACUGAAAAUGUUGCGGAACCCAACAGAUGAAGACGUUCCUUGGCCUGGAUUCAUCCUCGGGCAGACCCCUGCUUCAGUCUGGUACUGGUGUGCCGACCAGGUCAUCGUGCAGAGGGUCCUAGCAGCCAAAAACAUUGCUCACGCCAAAGGCUCUACCCUGAUGGCCGGCUUCCUGAAGCUUCUGCCAAUGUUUAUCAUAGUGGUCCCCGGAAUGAUUUCCCGGAUACUGUUUGCCGAUGACAUAGCUUGCAUCAACCCCGAGCACUGCAUGCAGGUGUGUGGGAGCAGAGCCGGGUGCUCUAACAUUGCCUACCCGCGCUUGGUGAUGAAGCUGGUUCCCGUGGGCCUCCGGGGCCUGAUGAUGGCCGUGAUGAUCGCCGCUCUGAUGAGUGACUUGGACUCCAUCUUCAACAGCGCCAGCACCAUAUUCACCCUCGACGUGUACAAACUCAUCCGCAAGAGCGCCAGCUCCCGGGAACUAAUGAUCGUGGGCAGGAUAUUUGUGGCCUUCAUGGUGGUGAUCAGCAUCGCGUGGGUGCCCAUCAUCGUGGAGAUGCAAGGAGGCCAGAUGUACCUUUACAUCCAGGAGGUAGCUGACUACCUGACGCCCCCAGUUGCAGCCCUGUUCCUUCUGGCGAUUUUCUGGAAGCGCUGCAAUGAACAAGGGGCUUUCUAUGGUGGAAUGGCGGGCUUUAUCCUUGGAGCAGUCCGCUUGACACUGGCCUUUGCCUACCGUGCCCCGGAAUGUGACCAACCUGAUAACAGGCCAGUCUUCAUUAAAGACAUCCAUUACAUGUAUGUGGCCACAGCAUUGUUUUGGAUCACAGGACUCAUUACUGUAAUUGUUAGCCUUCUCACACCACCUCCUACGAAGGAACAGAUUCGCACCACCACCUUUUGGUCUAAGAAGAGCCUGGUGGUCAAGGAGAGCUGCUCCCCGAAAGAUGAACCAUACAAAAUGCAAGAGAAGAGCAUUCUGAGAUGCAGUGAGAAUAGCGAGGCCAUCAACCACGCCAUCCCCAACGGAAAGUCUGAGGACAGCAUCAAGGGCCUGCAGCCGGAAGAUGUUAAUCUGUUGGUGACCUGCAGAGAGGAGGGCAACCCAGUGGCUUCCUUAGGUCAUUCGGAGGCAGAAACACCCGUGGAUGCGUAUUCCAACGGGCAGGCAGCUCUCAUGGGUGAGAAAGAGAGAAAGAAAGAAGCAGAGAACGGAAGCCGGUACUGGAAGUUCAUCGAUUGGUUUUGUGGCUUUAAAAGUAAGAGCCUCAGCAAGAGGAGUCUCAGAGACCUGAUGGAGGAGGAGGCUGUUUGUUUACAAAUGUUGGAAGAACCUCCACAAGUUAAAGUAAUACUCAAUAUUGGACUUUUUGCUGUGUGUUCACUUGGAAUUUUCAUGUUUGUUUAUUUCUCCUUAUGA